This is a messenger RNA of Paraglomus brasilianum, 937 nucleotides long. Lineage: Eukaryota; Fungi; Glomeromycota; Glomeromycetes; Paraglomerales; Paraglomeraceae. The record is from the annotation of a GenBank genome assembly.
UCAGCAGUUGGCAUGUCAAGCUGGCCUAGAGAUACUUAAACAAGGCGGAAACGCUGCGGAUGCGGCCGUUGCAGUUGCUGCUGCAUUGAAUGUGACUGAACCUGCGUCCACCGGAAUUGGGGGAGAUUGCUUUUGUUUGUAUUAUGAUGCAACUACAAAACAUGUCAGCGCACUAAACGGAUCAGGAAGAUCUCCCAAGAAUCUAACGCUAUCCCACGUCCGAAAAUCCAUUUCCGACCAAAAUGCUUAUCACAUACCAUUUACCAACAUCAAUGCUGUAACUGUUCCAGGUGCAGCUGCAGGAUGGGUGGAUACGAUAGAAUGGUUCGGAAGUGGACGAGUGGGUUUGACAGAUAUAUUACGUCCGGCGAUUGAGUUGGCGGAACAUGGGUUUGGAGUCGCAGAGAUUAGUGCCAAAAUGUGGCAAGAAAACGAACACCUUUUGCGCACAUGCUCUGCUCAUGGAGUCGAUAUGCUUCUUGACGGACGUGCUCCUCGUGCUGGGGAAAUCAUGCGAAUGCCCAAGUUGGCGAGGACAUUUCGCGAGCUUGCUGAGAAGGGAAAGGACGGGUUUUACAAAGGCCGAAUAGCCGAAGCAAUAGUCGAACUAAUCCAGUCUAAAGGCGGUGUCAUGACGUUGGAGGAUCUCGCAGAGCAUAGCUCAACACGAGUUGAGCCCAUUAGUAUUGAUUAUAAAGGCGUCAGAGUGUGGGAGUGUCCUCCGAACGGCCAAGGCCUUACUGCUCUCAUGGCUCUUGGCAUUCUCUCUCAACUCCAAUCAAAAGGAAAGAUUCCACCGCUUUCUGAAAUGAGGCACAACUCGGGCGAAUACCUUCAUGCUAUAAUCGAAAGUCUACGGCUGGCCUUUGCCGACACUAGAUAUUAUGUGAGUGAUCCUGAAGUUGUGCAUGUACCGGUUGAAGAAUUGCUAAGUGAG